AUGGCUGGUCAUGGUCGUAUCGAGAAGCAAGAAUGCCAGUCAUCCUCCAGCCUCUCCAGCGAUUUGGGCUUCCUGGUCGUUGGAUCUGGCGGCUUGAUGGGAUCUGGGCCGUUGGAUCCUGCCCUGGGAAGACCUCGCUCGUCGGAUCAAGGAGGAGCUCCUGUAGCAAUGAACAGCGGCGGCUCAUGUGGAGAUAACCCUAGCCGCCUCGCUCCCGCACUCGCGUGUCCUCCCCCCACCAGCAUCUCCCUCUCCUCCUUCCCCGCCGCCGCUCGGCCUCCUCCUUCCACCCCUCCGGCCGGCUCCUCUCCCGCUCGCGCCGCCUCCUCCUCCCCACCAGCGCCUCCCUCUCCUCCUCCCCCCUGCGCGCGAGAAGGAGAAACACCACCCACCCCCCGGAGCGCUAGGAGGACGACGCCGACGUCGAGAUCGCGGGCAUCGAGCCCGAGAUCCUGCGCCUCUCCUCCAGCUUCCUCCACCUCCGCGUCUUCCGGGGCCACGACGCGCAGCCGACCGGGACAGGACCGCGGGCGAGGGGGGGAGGCCUCGCCCCCCCUCGAUCUAGACGGGGUCGUGGCCUGCCUCCACCACCGCCAGCCCGCCGCCGCGACGCGCCUUGCCGGCCGACGCCUCCGCUGUCCCGCCGCUAAUACAGGAGCCCAGCAGCGCCUCCCUCCCUGGAGGAGCCGCUCCCACCCAGCAGCGCAUCCCUCCCUGGAGCAGCCGCUCCCGCCUAGCAACGCCGCCGCCCGAAGCUGCGCCGGCGACCCGUCCAGAGGUACACACACAGUUGUUCUACAGAUUGAUGCUACGGCUGUACUGCAGUUCAAUGAGGAAGCGCGGACACUUCUUUUAAAGAAAUACAAGACUAUCAUUCACCCAGGAGAGGUUAAUCGAAUUAGGGAGAUGACGCUGUCCCCAUGGACAAGGUUAGUUGCUCCGAUCUGGACAAGCAACAGCUGCUGCUGCCGCUGCAGGUGGACGAGGCACGAGCCCUCACGGCUCCUCCCUCCUCCUACCCCUUUGACGUGGGAUGAGGCGGCAAUAGUUGCAUUCUCUUUAUAUGAACGUGAAGACCUAGAAGGUCGUCUCCUCGAAAGGGAUGCUUCAUUUACAAGAGCCGCUCUCCCCAACAACACUGUUGUGAUGUACUGAAGCCUCCCAUUCCACACGCUCGGUACUUGCACCACAACGUCACUUCUAUGAGUUGUGGCCUAGGGGAUCUCAGACAUUUAAAAUGCUUGGUUUAUGGGAUCUUUAUAUCGGUGGGGGUGUAUCAUCCAUCAUUGUUUGUUUUAGAUUUAAUCUGGAAAGCCUUCACAUUCCAUUGUCGAACAUUGGCAUGAGAGAGGGAUUUGACGGCUAUAGUGGAAAAGAAUUAGGAUAAACACCAGACAAUCAGCAUGGAAGAUGUGUUUAUGAACGACAUAUGGAGUGAACAUAAUGGCGAUAUUCGAGCCUUUCACUGAUUGCAAGAGCAAAGAUGGACUCACUGGCCACUGCGUCAUGACCGAAGAACUGAUUGAAGGAACAUUUCUUCAUGUGAACUGACCAGAUGCAAGGUACAAUGAACUGAAAGAAGAAGGGCAUUUUCAUCAAAUGAACAUUUAUUGGUUUGUCCGUUGACGGUUGCCUGAAGGAGGACCAAGACGGCGAGUUAAGAUGGGUUGCCUCUGAUUCGCCCUGUUGCGAUUGGGGUGCCUCGCCUCCUUGACACCCUCCUUGAGACUCAACAUGAGGCAAGGUGAGCUGCCGUUGGGUCUUAGGUUGAGAAGGUUUGUAAAUGAUUGAAGUGUUGUGUGUUGGAUGACUGUACAUUGUUUAACCCAGGAGAUUGUAGCCACCACCAGAUCCCCCCCUCCCCAUGUCCUCGUGCUCCUUUUGUUGCGUGCGUCUGCUGCUGCCGUUGGCUGCUGCGCCGCUGCUGGUUGCCUUGCCUGCAGCUGCUCUGCUGUUCUGCUAGGCGCUGCUACUGAUGUUUCCUGCUGCCGCUAGCUGCUGCUCCUCCUGUUGUUGCUGCUCCAUGCACUACUGGCCCGUCGCUGCUACUGCUGAGUGCUGGCCAUGGCCGAGCGGCUGUGUGUGCGCGCGCGCGCACACGCGUGCGUGCGUGCGUGUGUGUCAUGUAACACCCAUGUGCUGGAACAUUUCAUUCCCUUGUGAAAUUAAUCGUUUAUGUGUAUGAAACAAAAAUGUUCAGUUUUAGUGUCCAGUUCACUGCCAAUUCUCUUCUUGCUUUUGUCGUGACCAUGCAAAUCAAUUAUCAUGUGGAUCGACUAUGCCUUGCUUACCUUGCAUUGAGUUUAUUUUGUUGUUUGUGAUAUAGUAAGCUCAUCUAUCAUGGAUUGUUACUUUGAUUUUUUAGAUGUAAACAGUUUCUCAAACCUUCCUACUAACUUGACCAUUAUCUGCUUAAUUACAACGUUUGGACCGGCACCUUCGCACCAAGGCGCACAGUCAGCUCACCGCAAGUACACCUACGCCGCCGCCUCCCCGGGGGGCUGCAAGGUGAAGUGGACGGCCGAGGAGAAGCCGCACGGUGGGGCUGGGCUCUCAAGUGGGAGGCGGAGCUCGCCUCCCCCCAACAACGUUAGCUUUGAUCACAAGUGGAAGUGGGAGCCCAAGUCCAAGCCCGGUGCCGCCAGCAAGGCCAAGACCAAGCUCGAGGAAGCCAACGAGGAUGACAAGAAUAUGCCGGCGAUGAAGUGCACGCACAUCGAGGAGGUCCUCGCCGGCUGCAACGCCAUCCGCAAGGAUGAUGACUAUCUAAUGGUGAUUCCCUAUUCCCACAUUUUUUGCCCUCAUGUUGCAAGCUCUAAAGCUGCCCCUGCAAUUUACCAUCACAAGACAUGUCUGGGCAGCAAGUCUCCUGUGACGGUUACUUCUAAUUCGUUGUUACAAUUGUUUGAUGGUUUGCUUGUUCCAACCUCGAUAUCAUGGUUUGCUUGUUCCAACCUCGAUAUCUGCCUCUAGAUUCCCGUUGUUGUCUUUGUAGUGGAAGGUACCACCUGGUGGUAUGUUGUUAUUUUCACUUUGUUCUGAACAAGGCAUGUAUAGAUUUCAGAUUUUAGUUCCUAUCUCUCUGUCAUAAAAACUAAUGUAUGGUCCUGUGUUUUAUC
Messenger RNA from Triticum dicoccoides, 3119 nucleotides. Its product is annotated as formin-like protein 5. Bases 1 to 1155 code for a protein of 384 amino acids. The transcript is spliced from 11 exons. NCBI's taxonomy places the organism in Eukaryota, Viridiplantae, Streptophyta, Magnoliopsida, Poales, Poaceae. The record is from RefSeq and is a predicted model, not a curated record.